Molecule: messenger RNA, 1047 nt
Organism: Brienomyrus brachyistius
Lineage: Eukaryota; Metazoa; Chordata; Actinopteri; Osteoglossiformes; Mormyridae
Gene: eif1ad
Product: eukaryotic translation initiation factor 1A domain containing
Exons: 5
Coding region: 241-807 (188 amino acids)
Biological process (GO): translational initiation
Cellular component (GO): nucleus
Molecular function (GO): RNA binding; translation initiation factor activity
Source: RefSeq, a predicted model, not a curated record
GACGUACCGGAAGUCAUUGCACAUAUUGGCACGUGUGCUUUUUUUGGUACCGCGAAGGUCUCCGUUUUUCCUGAAUAACAUUUAUGAACAUCUCCUCGGAGUAUACCUUAGUUGCGAAUUUCACUGGAAAUACAGCUUUUAUUAAACUUAGUUCUACUUUCAAGCUGGGGCAAAAAUACAUAGAAGAAUCUCUACGCAUUUUACAACCGCCUACGUGAAGUCCCGUUGAAUGCUGUUGUGAUGUCACAAGCCACCAAACGCAAGCACGUGGUGAAGGAAGUGCUAGGCGACUUCAUCACGCCUACAAAGAACCAACAGAUUGUUAGAGUUGUUGGCAGCCCAGGAAAUAACCUCCAUGAGGCAAUUACAGCUCAGGGUGAGCGCUAUCUGGUCAGCAUGCCCACCAAGUUCCGCAAGAACAUCUGGAUAAAGAGAGGAGAUUUUGUGAUUGUGGAUCCUAUUGAGGAAGGGGAGAAGGUGAAGGGAGAGAUCAGUGCUAUACUCUAUAAGGAUCACAUUCGGCACCUGCAGGCAGUGGGUGUUUGGCCAAAGGGCUUCUCCCAGGAUUCUGCUGCGGAGGAGAGGAGGGAGGAACAACAGCGAAGAGACAGCAAAGCCGACCAAGAGGAAGACGACGGUGGAGAGACCAGCGGCUCCGAGGAUGAUACUGACCUGUUUGUUAACACAAAUCGCAUGAACUACCAAUAUAGCGAGAGCGAGGAAGAAACUGAUGAGGAAGAGGAGGAGGAAGAAAAUGAGACUGAUGAAAAAGAGGAUGACGAAAGUAGCUCGGACAAAACAAUCUGAGAUUUCUCCUUAUUUAAUGGACUGAUAGAACGUAACGCUCUACAAAGAUAAGGAUCCAAAGUGACGUUCUCAGUAUAUACACCAUUAUCUAAUAUACACCCUGUGAAAUGCUAGAAAUGCAGUGAACAGAAAGAAUGUCGCUCCAAUCACUCGUUUCACUUGGACCAAAAUGGCUCUUGGGUGUGUUCAUGUGAAAGUGCUGGGGUUUAAUUUAUUAAAUGUCUGCCAUUUCAAAAAUAA